Molecule: messenger RNA, 3097 nt
Organism: Phragmites australis (common reed)
Lineage: Eukaryota; Viridiplantae; Streptophyta; Magnoliopsida; Poales; Poaceae
Exons: 7
Coding region: 1-2700 (899 amino acids)
Biological process (GO): protein phosphorylation
Molecular function (GO): protein kinase activity; protein binding; ATP binding
Source: RefSeq, a predicted model, not a curated record
AUGUGGGGGAGGAGCUCGGGCGUCGUCGCCGUGGCGAGGGAGGAUCGGAUGGACGGCGACGGUUUUUUUGGCAAUCGAUUGUCCCUAAAACCCAGAUCGGGGAAGAACUGGGACCACAGAACCUGCCAGUGGGGCCCACACGUCAGUGACCAACUUGUUCGCCUCGUCCAGCCGAGCACCCGCCUGCGAAGUCCAACACGCAGCCGCGGCGAGCUCCUCUGCCGCUUUGCCGAAGCGACGACCAUGGCGAGCACCACGCAGCCUCCGGACGCGGAUCCCCCCGAGUGCCCGGUGUGCCUCUGCCCCUUCGACGACGCCUCCACCGUGCCGCUCGUGCUCCCAUGCGGGCACUCCCUCUGCGGCCCCUGCAUCGCCUCCCUCCCGCCCGCCUCCGCCGCCGUCGGAUCCCUCCGCUGCCCACUCUGCACCCAGUGUGUCCCCUUCUCCCGCUCGCUCGGCCCCUCCUCCCUCCCCAAAAACCAUGCCCUCCUUGCGCUCCUCCCCUCCCCCUCCCCACCGCGCACUACCACCGCCACGACCACAACCGCGCCGCCUCCACUACCGCUCCCCCUCCACGCCGCCCAUUCCCGCCUCUUCUCCCGCUUCCGCCACGCCGUCCUCCCCGAAUCUGCCUCCCCGCUCCGCUCCGCGCCUACCCCCGCCAGCCUCGCGCUCGGGUCCCUCGCCUCCGACCUCGGCGCGCCCUGGUUCAGCUCCCAGGGCCGCCUCGUCAGCCUCCUCUCGAUCGAGACGCCCGGCGGGGGACGGCCUCUGGAGCAGGAGACUGCGUUCUACCGGCCAAGCUACGCGUCGCGGGUCCUCGCCGCGGUCGGGGCGCUGAGCGACGCGGCGAGGGAGGAGAUGGCCGGUCUGAUCGCCGCCUCCGCGCGGUUGGCACGGCGGGUGUGCAGGGUCUACGGGGUCUGGAUGGGCACCGACGCGGCGCGGCUGUGGAUGGUCUCCGAACGGCACCCGCGUGGUGUUUCCCGGUUAUUGGAGGAGAGGAUCAAUCGAGAGGACAGGAUGGCUCAGAUUGGAGUCGUUGCAAUGGAGAUGUGUGAAGCGAUCAUGGGGUUGUACGGAGAAAGGCUGGUGCUGGGGUGCCUUGGGCUAGACUGCUUCUGCCUCGACCGCUUUGGGCACUGCAUGUUUGAUUUGAAUCAGGCGUUGGCAUUGUGCCGGCUAGUCCGAGCAGGUGAUAGUUCAGCCAAGGUUGUGGCUUUCGUUGCCCCUGAGGUGGUGGCAAUGCUACGUGAAGUGUCGCCAAUGAAGGAUCAUGAUUUUAACGGCUUGGUUGCGUGUAGUUCGGAUGUUUGGUCUCUGGGUUGUGUAUUGGUGGCAAUUCUUACUGGGGAUGAGCAGCUUGCGGCAGGAUGGAAAUCUGAAGGAUCAUAUGAUGAUUGGGAGAAGGAAGUGGUUGCAAGGCUUCAAGCCUCAUUGGUUGGUACACAACUGGAACCAUUGGCCGUGAUUACAGCAUCCUGCUUGAGCUAUGAACUAAAAGACCGCCCACAGAUUGCUGAUGUCUGGAAAUGUAUCAGAGGCUCAUUGAUGAAAUCCAGUGAUGAUGCUUUAGUUCCUGAUGAUGACCUUGCAGCUGAUAAGAGUUUUAGGUGUUUACUCUUCGGGGAGUUAUCUUCAAUGUUACUUGAAUCUGUUGCUGUCAAGUCCGAUGGUAAAAUGCAGCCCUCUCGAGGUUCUGAUGAAAACAGUUCAAAUCAGGAUGAUGGAAAUAAUGGUGGUUGCAUAAGCAGUGGGGAAAGUCACUUGUCAGGAAUUGAUGACCCACAGACAGGUGGAGUGUUUAAAUCUUCAACAUUGCUUGCCCAUCGUGAUUGUGUCACAGGAUUAGCCAUUGGAGGUGGAUUUUUGUUUAGCUCUUCUUAUGAUAAAACUAUCAAUGUAUGGUCACUGCAGGACUUCUCUCAUGUACAGUGUUUGAAGGGGCAUGAACACAAAAUCACAGCAAUAGUUGCUACUGACAAUGAUAAUCAGUCCCUUUGUAUAAGUGGAGACAGCGGUAGUGGAAUUUUUGUCUGGCGUGUUGAUUCCUCUCACAGGGAAGAGCCUUUGAAUAAAUGGUAUGAACAUAAUGAUUGGCUCUAUCGAGGUGUUCACUGCUUGGCUCUCUCCGGAACCGGUUAUCUUUACACUGGUAGUAGAGACAAAUCUAUCAAGGCUUGGUCACUGGAGGAUUAUUCACUUCGCUGCACUAUGGCAGGUCAUAAAUCAACUGUGUCUUGCCUUUCAGUGGCCAGUGGUAUUCUUUACAGUGGAAGUUGGGAUGGUACCAUUCGGUCAUGGUGGCUCACUGAUCAUACACCAUUGUCUGUACUGCAAGAUGAUACACCAGGAAGCAUAGCCCCUGUGUUAUCAAUUUCAACAGAAGCCAAUUUUGUAGUUUCAUCAUAUGAGAAUGGAUACUUUAAGAUCUGGAAGAAUGAUGUCCUUGUCAAAUCAGAGAAGCUUCAAAACGGUGCAAUUUAUGCAGUUAAAUUGAGUGGCAAAUGGCUCUAUACUGGUGGAUGGGAUAAAGUCAUCAAUAUUCAGGAGUUAUUGGACGAUGAAUCAGAGGUAGAACUCCGAGAUGUUGCUUCCAUUACUUGUGACUCGAUUAUAACUUCGAUACUGUCCUGGAACGAAAGGCUGAUAAUUGGACUAUCCAACAGGGAUAUCAAGGUUUACUACAAGGGGUCUUAGUUCGUUACACCACCCUUCUGUAUAUACUGUAAAUAGCUCAAUGUAAAAACAAUGUGAGAGAAAGGAUUGAUGGAAACAGAAGAAACCCUCCUUUUGAUGAUACAGCAUGGUGUAGAAGUCGAAGGAAACAUCAAUUUUUUUUUUAGCAAGAGCUAGAUAUCCUAUAUAAUAUCAACUAAAUUGUAAAUUUGCUCCAAAUCGUCUGGACUAGAAUAAACAUAAAAACACAAUCUCUGGUUCUUAGGUCCCAUAUCACACAAAGUCACAAACUGCAAAUUAGAAUUAUCAGUGCUUCUGUGUGAUAAGUCACCAGCUAGAAGAAAGGUGUUGAAGAUAUCUAUAGUAAUAAUAUGGUAUACAUGUUAUUGUCCAAUAUAAUAUGAUGAUCGUUUUGACA